Messenger RNA from Menidia menidia (Atlantic silverside), 6153 nucleotides. The record is from the annotation of a GenBank genome assembly. Lineage: Eukaryota; Metazoa; Chordata; Actinopteri; Atheriniformes; Atherinopsidae.
AUGUCCUUUAACAGCCCAGAGCUGUUUUUCUACACGUUUCUGCUCAAGAAGUUGAUCAUCCUGGAUUGGCACCGGUUCACCCUUUCUUCCGCCCCUGUGAGCCUCUCCCAGCGAGCCGCCAUGGCAUCGGUGCGCUUCACCGUGACGCCGACCAAGGCGGAGGACCUCCCGGGGGUGUCGGACACGUCGCCCGACAUCAGCUCGCGCUCCGAUGCCCGCGUGCGCUUCGGCUCCAGGGAGAGCGUCAAUCGGAGCGACCCGCUCAGCGAGGCGUCCGCAGGAGGAGGAGGAGGAGGAGGGGGGGACACGCCGGAGCACUACAGCAUGGAACACGGAAGGGUAGCGAUGCUGCUGACUCAGGUGCUGCUGAUUGGGCGAACCGGAGGUGAGCGCCGGCGACCCGUCGGCGGUCACCUCCGGCCCCGUGAUGGAAAUUCUAAAAUGUCCAGCGUCUACAUCAACAACACUCACGGGAUGGACGACGACGACUUCUACGACAGAAACCUGGCCCUGUUCGAGGAGGAGAUGGACACUCGUCCAAAGGUGUCUUCUCUUCUCAGCCGCCUGGCCAACUACACCAACCUGACGCAAGGGGCCAAAGAGCACGAGGAGGCUGAGAACAUCGGCGAGAAGAAGAAAACCAGCAAGUCGCCGCAGAUGGGGACGUUCAUGGGCGUGUACCUGCCGUGCCUGCAGAACAUCUUCGGGGUGAUCCUGUUCCUGCGCCUGACCUGGGUGGUGGGCAACGCGGGGGUGCUGCAGGCGCUCUGCAUCGUCUUCGUGUGCUGCUGCUGCGUGAGUGACCGCCCGCCGGCAGGCGGCCGCAACGAUGUUAACCGCAAUAUCGAUGAGUGCGAUCGCCACCAAUGGAGUUGUGCCAGUGACCUAUCCCAGAAAAACGAGGACUGGGGAAGUCCUCUGUGCUUGGGUUUGGGCCGCAUGCUCAGUCCAGAAGCGGUGCUAAGGUUCGUUGAAAGACGAACCUCGGCUCAGAGCGAGGAGUCUCUGCAAAAUGCAACUGGAGGCUCCUACUUCAUGAUCAGUCGCUCCCUGGGCCCAGAGUUCGGCGGAGCCGUGGGCCUCUGCUUCUACCUUGGGACCACCUUCGCCGGAGCCAUGUACAUCCUAGGAGCCAUCGAGAUCCUGUUGCUGUACAUUGUCCCGGCAGCAGCCAUUUUCGACGGGGACUCGGCUGCGAGGCUGAACAACAUGAGGGUGUACGGCAGCAUCUGCCUCCUCCUGAUGUCUGUGCUGGUCUUCGUGGGCGUGAAGUACGUGAACAAGCUGGCCUCCAUCUUCCUGGCCUGCGUCAUCGUCUCCAUCGUCUCCAUCUACGCCGGGGCGCUGGUAUCCGCCUUCCGCCCGCCGCACUUCCCCGUGUGCAUGCUGGGGAACAGGACCAUCAACAGCCACUUCAUGACCGACAGCGAGUGCGGGAAAACCAUGAGGCUGCCCGUCCUCGACCCAGAUCAGAGCCCCGACGGCAACUCAACCGUCAGCUAUGGUGGGGCCGCCGUCUCCUCGUCAAGGUCGUUCUGCCCGUCAGAGAACAGCACGGCAGAAGCAGUCACGGCCCCAACCCCCGUCCCGGAUCUGGUGGAGAAGACCACGGUGCUUUGGUGGGAAUUCUGCGGGAGCGAGUACCUCAACGCCACCUGCGACCCGUACUUCAGCUCCAACAAUUUCUCAGAGAUUCAGGGCAUCCCCGGUCUGGCCAGCGGGGUCAUAUCAGAGAAUCUGUGGAGCGCCUAUCUCAACAAGCGGGACGUGGUGGAGAAGAGCUCCCUGGCCUCCACCCAAGUGGCGCAGCCGGUGUCGGUGAAUCACCCCUACGUGUUUGCCGACAUCACCACCUCCUUCACCCUGCUGGUGGGCAUCUUCUUCCCCUCCGUCACAGGGAUAAUGGCUGGUUCCAACCGGUCAGGAGAUCUAAAGGACGCCCAGCGCUCCAUCCCCAUAGGAACCAUCCUCGCUAUCCUCACCACCUCCCUCGUCUAUAUGAGCAGUGUCGUGCUGUUCGGAGCCUGCAUCGACGGGGUCGUCCUCAGAGACAAGUCCGGGGAUUCGGUUUACGGCACCCUGGUGGUGGGGACGCUUGCAUGGCCCACUCCCUGGGUCAUUGUGAUCGGCUCCUUCUUCUCAACGUGCGGCGCCGGUUUGCAGUCGCUGACCGGCGCUCCCCGGCUACUGCAGGCCAUCGCCAAGGACAACAUCAUCCCCUUCUUACGGGUAUUCGGCCACGGGAAGGCCAACGGGGAGCCCACCUGGGCUAUGCUGCUAACGGCGCUGAUAGCCGAGCUGGGGAUUCUCAUCGCCUCUCUGGACUUGGUCGCUCCCAUUCUGACGAUGUUCUUCCUGAUGUGUUACCUGUUUGUAAACCUGGCCUGUGCCCUCCAAACUCUCCUCAGGACCCCCAACUGGAGGCCACGCUUCUCCUACUACCACUGGACCCUGUCAUUUUUGGGGAUGACCAUCUGCCUGGCGCUCAUGUUCAUAUCUUCUUGGUACUACGCAAUCGUUGCCAUGGUGAUUGCCAGCAUGAUCUACAAAUACAUUGAGUACCACGGGGCAGAGAAGGAGUGGGGGGAUGGGAUCCGCGGUUUAUCACUCAGUGCUGCUCGGUACGCCCUCCUGAGAUUGGAGGAGGGACCCCCACACACCAAAAACUGGAGACCCCAGGUGUUGGUGUUGCUAAAGCUGGACGAGGACGCCCACGUCAAGUCUCCGCGGCUGCUGACUUUCGCCAGCCAGCUGAAGGCCGGAAAGGGCCUGACCAUCGUGGGCACCGUCGUCCCCGGCAACUUCCUGCAGAGCUACGGAGAGGCUCUCGCCGCCGAGCAGACUCUGAAGCACCUGAUGGAUAAAGAGCGCGUGAAGGGCUUCUACCAGUGCAUAGUGGCCCAGAAGCCACGCGAGGGGAUCAGCCACAUGAUCCAGUCCAGCGGGCUGGGAGGAAUGAAGCCCAACACGGUGGUGAUGGGCUGGCCUCACGCGUGGAGGCAGAGCGAGGACCCGCAGUCCUGGAAGACCUUCAUCAACACGGUGCGGGUCACCACUGCAGCCCACUUGGCCUUACUGGUCCCCAAAAACAUCUCGCUGUUCCCCAGCAACAGCGAGCCCUGCUCGGAGGGCUACAUCGACGUCUGGUGGAUCGUCCACGACGGGGGGAUGCUGAUGCUGCUGCCUUUCCUCUUACGUCAACACAAGGUGUGGCGCAAAUGUGCCAUGCGAAUCUUCACAGUGGCCCAGAUGGAGGAUAAUUCCAUUCAGAUGAAGAAGGACCUGGCAACUUUCCUCUACCAUCUGCGCAUUGAGGCGGACGUGGAAGUGGUUGAGAUGCACAACAGCGACAUCAGCGCGUACACUUACGAAAGGACCCUAAUGAUGGAGCAGAGGUCCCAGAUGCUCAGACAGAUGCGACUGUCCAAAUCGGAUCGGGAAAGAGAGGUGAGUUUAGUAGAGAGCGGCGUAGGUGUUGUCGGAGCGCUCAGCCCCUCGCGGCGUCGGCUGCGGGGGGUCCUGAUGGUCCCUCUGCGCGCCGGUGCACACAAAGGCCUCACAGAAACGGGCGAAUUGGCAUCAGCGAGGGUACGCUGGAGUUUUGACGACGCUCAGCUGGUGAAGGACCGCAACUCCAUGCUGCGCCUGACCAGCAUCGGGUCGGACGACGACGACGACACGGACGGCGGCGAGCGGGAGCGGGCGGCGAGCGGCGGCGGCGGCGGCGGGGGGGGCAGCGCCGAACACCACCGCCGCGUGCAGAUGACCUGGACCAAAGAGAAGGCCUCGCAGUACAGAGCGGCGCACUCGGGCUGCUCCACGCCGGAAGGCUUCCGAGACAUGCUGAGCAUCAGGCCAGACCACUCCAACGUCAGGCGCAUGCACACCGCCGUCAAACUCAACGAGGUCAUCGUCAACAAGUCCCACGAGGCCCGGCUGGUUCUGCUCAACAUGCCGGGACCCCCCAGGAACACAGACGGAGAUGAGAACUAUAUGGAGUUCCUUGAGGUCCUAACGGAAGGGCUGGAGCGCGUCCUGUUAGUCCGAGGCGGGGGAAGCGAAGUCAUCACCAUCUACUCCUGAUCGGGGGGCCCCCCUUUUUUAGGGAGCCGGCGUCAAACAAGCAGCCAGUCGUCCAGAGCCAGGAGGAGGGAGACGGCCGGGCCCGGGCGGGGGGGCGUCGGCCCGCCGACAGAGACCGCAGCACGGGGGCGUCGCCUCCGACUACCCUCCCCACACAGCCCCCCUUUUCCCCUCACAUUUCCACUCUUAUCAUCACGACAAUGAUUUCACAUCCACUAAAGUCAAACUGGAAUAAUGCCAACACAGUAACACCAUACGAGCAGCAACUACAGCCAAAAAAAAAAGAUCCGCUCUGUGCGCGUGCGUGUGCGUGUCUGUCUUUCUCUGAGUGCCACCCACCUGAAAGAUCUGUGAGCUCUUCUGGGGACCAGCAUUGCGUGGUGGAGCAGGUGGAUUAGUCAAUGAGGGGAAGAACAUAUCCGACCAGACUCAGGGUUGCUGUUUUGUUUUUUGUACAGAAUGUAUUUGGUGUGAGCUUUCAAUGUGAGGCCUGAAUGUAUACAUUGAAAGGAGUUUUCUUUUUUCUAUUUUUUUUCUUUUCUGUUUUUGUUUUGUUUUUGUUCCUCGAAGGCCAAGAGGAGCUCUUUUUCAGCACAACAUAGAGGCUGUAAAAGUAACACAAAAGCUCCAUUUAAAAACUUAGAUGGAGUGGAUGUUGGUGAGUUUAAUGAUUUUUUAAAAAGAAGUUUAAUGGUGAGGAAGUCGGUUUCACAUCCCACUUUUGUCGGGUCAGUAUUUCUCUCGCGGGAUGUUUACUGGAACCUCGGAUCGUGUUUCGCUUGCGUUUAAGUUCAAGUUUAAGCGACUUAAAAUUAGUUUUUCUUUGUAUUUGGCUGUUAUUUGCAGAAGCCCAGUUUCAUAAUGGAAAGACAAAAACCUUUUUCCAUCCAAAUUUAGAAAGAUAUCAAACAUUUCAUCUGAAUUUUAUGGGGGUCAGUUUUCUUGUAGUUUUUAAAAGCUCAGAACCAAAAUACCGGAGGACAUCGUGAAAGAUGUUCUUAUUUUCUAUUGAUUGAAUUAAGUCAAAAUGACAAGAAUCAAAACGGACGUGGAGGGAAGAAAAAAUAAUGCAUGGGGAAAAAAAUCACACCUAUUAAUUGUUACUAGACUUGUCAAAAAUGAUGAGAUACUCCGAUAUUUUUUUCUUAUCUUGACAUUUUGAAUUAGGAUUUUAUUUUUACUGACCCAAUGAAGAGUCUGUGUACCCUGCUCUCUUUCUAUUUUUAUUUAUUUCCAGCGAAAAUGAGCUUUUGUACCAACACUUACCAAGAGGCACAUAUCUUUAAUGAUUAAAGUCUGCUGGGAUAUUCUCUGGUGCCAGCUGUGAGCAGGAAAUGAGAAAAGCGAUGAGGAAGGUGGUUUUUCUCCACAUUUUUCUGUCGACGCCAGCCAAUUCCUGAAAAACCCAAAUAAUAUUGAUGUGUAAAGGGCGAUUCCGACUUUUGUCUUUUUGUUUUUACCUUCUGUGUUGUUGCUUUAAGCUGGUUCUAUGUUGGAUAACCUGUGAAUAAAGUAACGUUGGCACGUUAGAGGGUUAGCUCAAAAUAGGGCACAACAGCAAACCCGAGGUUGAACCUUCUGGUUGUAGUCGUUAAGGGAAGGGAAUAAACCUGGAAGUUAUGGUUAGCAGAAAGUUGUUGACAGACUGGGAGCUUUUGGAGUGGAAAACCGCACUGCAUGUGUGUGUCAAUGUUUGUAUGUGGAUGUAUGAAUGUUACUCGUGCAUUUUGCAUUCCCCCUCAAGAGAGUGUAGUCAGUUGUGUAGUGUGUAGUGUGGGCCUGUGCCCCGAAAAUCUGCUUCAUUGCACACCUGAAAUAAACCUGCUGACAUCCUGUGCUUUGUACGUGUGUGUGCGUAUGAGUGUUGAGCCGAAGUAAGCAUGUCCAGACUUGACGAGUUUGAUUCCAAUCUUAUGCUUUUUUGUUUGUUUGUUUUUUGUUUUUUUUACAGUAUUGUGAGGAUUGUUUUAUGUUUUUACUUUUUACACAUUGUUUUUUUUGCUUGUACAGAGGGACAAAAAAAGAUCACGUUUUAUCUUUUUUUUUUUAAUUAUAUUAAUAUAAAAGUGA